Messenger RNA from Anopheles nili, 1670 nucleotides. RefSeq names its product protein shifted (gene shf). Gene Ontology annotation, cellular component: cell surface; extracellular region. NCBI's taxonomy places the organism in Eukaryota, Metazoa, Arthropoda, Insecta, Diptera, Culicidae. The record is from RefSeq and is a predicted model, not a curated record. Bases 136 to 1275 code for a protein of 379 amino acids. The transcript has 6 exons. Gene Ontology annotation, biological process: anatomical structure development. Gene Ontology annotation, molecular function: signaling receptor binding.
GAGAAGAACUAAAAGCAAGAGUUGAUAACAAGAGAAAGCAAACGCAACAGCAGCAGAGAAGAAGGAUAUUCGCGUACAAAAUUAAUAGUGACAGCAAGAGUAGAAGAUCUAACACAGAGUAGAACUCGCUACAAGAUGGCCGAAACGAUGUUCAGACAGCGGAAGGCUUGGACACUGGUGGGGAUGCUGGCGGUCACGCUCCUCUUACCGGUGGUGCAGUCCCGCCAGGAGUACUACUACACCUACCAGGACCCGUACGACGACGAUCUGUCACUGUGGAUCAACGAGCAGCAGGUGAAGAUCUUCAGCGGUGUCGCCAUGAAGAUCUACGCCAUCGAUAAUGGACGUGUGUCACCGCAUAUCCGUGACCCCAACUUCAGCCAGUACCUGCCGGUAAUCCCCUCGGAGGUGAGCUGCGUCAACUUCACGUGGAAGGCGGGCCUAAAGAAGUACUACUACAAUUUUGACCGCCUGAUGUCGGUGGACGAGAACAUUCUGAAGCCACCGACGAUCUCUAUCAAAACGGUCGGUCGCGUACCGAAGAACGCUAAGGAGUUCAGUGUGAUCCUGCCAUGCUCCGGUAAUGUAUCGGGCAUCGCAAUGUUCAGCAUUGGACUCCUGAUCCAAACGCGGAAAGGCAAACCGGUCCCCGGUACGCCUCUCCGCAUCAAACUGCGUAAGGAAUGUGCACAUAGAGGACCCGAUCCGGAGUGUGACCGGAAGUGCGCCAACAAGGGCGUCUGCAACGAGGACAAAAUCUGCCAAUGCCCGGAAGGUUACAUGGGCCAAUACUGCCAGACGGCGCUCUGCUACCCGCAGUGCAUGAACGGGGGCAACUGCACCGCUCCCGGCACCUGUUCCUGCCCCCACGGCUACCAGGGCCGCCAUUGUGAAGGAGGGAUCUGCGCCGAAAAGUGCCUUAAUGGUGGCAAGUGCAUCCAGAAGGACAAGUGCGAGUGCACUAAAGGAUACUACGGGCUACGCUGCGAGUACUCCAAAUGCGUCAUUCCAUGCCUACACGAAGGCAAGUGCCGAGGAGUGAACAAAUGCCGCUGUAAGCCAGGCCUAACCGGUGAUCACUGCCAGAUAGGACGCCGACAGCGUUCCACCUGCAAGCGACCCUGCAAGCACGGGUUCUGCAAACCGAACCACACCUGCGAAUGUAACGAAGGAUGGUACGGGCGGUUGUGCAACCAGCGAGAGAAGAAGCACAGAAGCGACACCGGCGGCGACGGUGACACGCAAACCAGCGCGGUCACACUUCCAAAGAACUAGCGGCCCGCCAGCUAGCGCACACCAGCGACACCAUCGAGAUUAAAGACAUGCUUAUUAAUGUGGAGAUUAAAAGACACACCGGUGAUAUAAUAAAGUAGAAAUCCUGAACCUGAGCGAUGUAAAGCGAGCUUAUCCGAGUCCCGUCUUGCGGUCUAAUCGGGCUAGUGUCGGCCCUUUUGGCAGCUGGAACCUCUUUUAGAGGGAGGGAACGAUUUUGUGACAUACCCCACGCUUUAAAUGUGUAGUUUGAAGACGAAUGUGUGGAUAAUUUUCACUAAAAAAAACGCUGGGAUAUGUUUGGCUACGUACGGUUUAUUUGGUAGUUCCGUGCAUUCGUUCGACUAUUGUAGUUUGGUCUACAGCAUCGCUAAUAAAUAUGAACAAUAUUAACAGCA